AAAUGACAUCAAGUCAAAUGAACUCAUCUCCAAAAUCCAGUUAUCAAUCAGGUUAUCAGCCUGGAACUUUUAAACCUAAAAAAUCUAAAUAUGGUGGAAACAAGGCCAAUCAAAACGGAAUUAAGAUAAUUAGUGAUCGUGUAGUGCAAUAUAACAGUGAUGAGAAAAGAUCAAUUGAAAAAAUAGUGAAAAAAGUGAAACUCCAACGACGUGAAAUUUCCAAGACAGCCCCUGUCAUAAAUAUUGACUUUGACCUCCAAACGGUUGAAAAGAUGAAGAAAAAAAACUCAACCAGACGAUUGGGCCAUAAAUCAGCCGGUAGCACUCAAAGUGGUUCUAAAAUCCUGAAAGUCAAUAAUAAAAAAACAAGUGAAAUCAUGCAAGUGAGUACAGAAGAAAAAAAGUUAUGGAUUAAUAUGUUAGAAAAAGAUCUUGAUUUAUUCAAUCAAGUGAACUACAUUGAUAAGAAAAAGGAUCUGAAUAAAAUACAGGCUCGCGAAAAACGUUUAAAACUCGCGGAAAAAAAGAAGGCCGACUUUAUCGCUCGCGAAAAACGUCGCGAACUAGCUAAGGAAAAACAAAGACAAUUUAGAGCUCGCGAAUCAGAAAAAAAUCGAUCCAAGGACAACACAUCGAAGGAUAUCAUCCCUGAGCCCAUGAUGGAAUUGGAUUCAUCGAUCGAGAUCAUUCCCAGCACUCCAUCAGUCAUCAAUUUAAUCCUGGAACGCGAGGGUGAAGAUGCUCAGCUUGGACCAUUGAAUUUCGCGACCUCAACCCCGAAAAAACCGCGAAAAACUAUCGAGGAAAUCGAGGCCGUUCUAGUCGCGUUGGGCGCGAAUCUAGAACAAAGGAAUCGCGAGGACGAUUACGAAGGGCGAUGGGCUCCAACGCAGCGCCAAAAAGAGCUUGAUCAAAUUGCGAUGCAAUUGGAUCAAAGCGGGGAUGAUGAUGAUGAAGGAUUGGUCAUCCAGAGUCUUGAUUUCACCCCGUUAUCACCCAGUAACCGUUCGGGUUAAAAAUUCAUUAAACAUGUCUGUAUUUUUUUGAAUACCUGAAAUAAAAGUCAUACAUUUUAUUGCAUUACCUGUGAGUCUUGACUUUUUUUUUAUUGCUAGGCAAGACCCAAUAUUCCCUCUCCUGUCCCCAGCCCUUUUUUUUUCACGUAGAAGCUAG
Diachasmimorpha longicaudata is the source of this 1173-nucleotide messenger RNA. RefSeq lists its product as uncharacterized. NCBI's taxonomy places the organism in Eukaryota, Metazoa, Arthropoda, Insecta, Hymenoptera, Braconidae. The transcript is spliced from 2 exons. Bases 3 to 1016 code for a protein of 337 amino acids. The record is from RefSeq and is a predicted model, not a curated record.